Dryobates pubescens (Downy woodpecker) is the source of this 2519-nucleotide messenger RNA. It is a transcript of the gene STX2, whose product is annotated as syntaxin 2. Bases 214 to 1080 code for a protein of 288 amino acids. Gene Ontology annotation, biological process: exocytosis; synaptic vesicle fusion to presynaptic active zone membrane; intracellular protein transport. Gene Ontology annotation, molecular function: SNARE binding; SNAP receptor activity. Gene Ontology annotation, cellular component: SNARE complex; endomembrane system; presynaptic active zone membrane. NCBI's taxonomy places the organism in Eukaryota, Metazoa, Chordata, Aves, Piciformes, Picidae. The transcript is spliced from 10 exons. The record is from RefSeq and is a predicted model, not a curated record.
GAAGGGGCGUGGCUGCUGUCCCUCGCAGCACGGAAGGAGAACGGGGCGGUGUCGCGGCCCGACCCGGCCCGUCUGCAGCGCCCAGCCGAGCGGGGAGUGAGCGAGUGACGGGAGGUGGCCCCGGCGACAGCGGGCCGGGCGCGGGCGGCCCUCGGCAGCUAGCGAGGAACAGCGGCCGGGGAAGCCUCGGGAAGGGGCUGAGCCGCUGCAGGGAUGAAGGACAGGCUAGCUGACCUGGCAGAGGUGAGGGGUAAAGGAAAUGAAGAUGGAGAGACAGUUAUUAUUGAAAAAGAACAUUUUAUGGAUGACUUCUUCCAACAGGUUGAGGAACUUAGAAAUAACAUAGCAAAAAUCGCACAAAAUGUGGAAGAAGUGAAGAAGCAGCACAGCAUUAUCCUGUCAGCACCAAAUCCUGAAGGAAGAACAAAGGAAGAACUUGAAGAAUUAAAUGAGGAAAUAAAGAGGAUUGCUAAUAAAGUCCGAGCCAGGUUAAAGGCUAUUGAACAAAGUGUUGAUCAGGGUGAAAAUGCUAAUCGGACAUCAGUGGACCUCAGGAUAAGAAAAACACAGCACUCUGUAUUAGCUCACAAGUUUGUGGAGGUCAUGACGGAAUACAACGAGACCCAAACUCUCUUUCGAGAACGCAGCAAAGGUCGGAUACAGAGACAGUUAGAGAUAACUGGAAAGACCACCACUGAUGAGGAACUGGAAGAAAUGUUAGAGAGUGGUAAUCCUUCAAUUUUCACUUCUGAUAUUAUAUCAGACUCUCAAAUAACCAGGCAAGCUCUGAAUGAAAUUGAGUCACGUCACAAGGAUAUUAUGAAACUGGAAUCUAGCAUACGGGAACUACACGAAAUGUUUAUGGACAUGGCAAUGUUUGUGGAGACUCAGGGUGAAAUGAUUAAUAACAUAGAAAAGAACGUGAUGAAUGCAUCAGAUUACGUGGAACAUGCAAAAGAAGAGACAAAAAAGGCAGUUAAAUAUCAAAGUAAAGCACGAAGGAAACUGGUAUUCAUAAUUAUAUGUGUAAGUGUAUUGCUUCUGAUACUUGGAAUUAUCCUAGCAACAACACUGUCAUAGCAAGCACAUUCCAAGAGUUUACGAACCUUCAGAAACUCCAAAAUACAUCUUCAGGAAAACCAAACAUUUUUUAAUAGAUGAUGCCUUACACUGUUCCAUGAUGAUGACCUAUCACUAAUGGUUAAAAACAAAAUCACUUUUAAUGUUUACUCAUAAAUGAGUAUCAGAAUGUAUUAGGAUAUGUAUGGAUUUUCCUCAUAAACUAUACAUUUGUAAGCAUGAACCUUAAUUGUUUUGAACUAAAGUAACUUAGGAUUUGUUUUCAUAUCUCAGGGUUACAGACAGUUUAAAUAGGGAAUGGAGAGACUUGAGUUCUGACAGUUUGGCUUUUUUCCUAUUGCUAACAGAAUUCUAAUAAUGAAUUUUAGUACCUUACUAGUGCUGUUCUUGUUAGCACUCUUGUGAAUGUUUUUAUGCAAUGUAGCCAUGUCUUUAAGUGUAUUAAUUAUUUAGUAACCAUAAACUAUCUAAGCUUUAUACUUAACAAAAGUUUCAUCAGUAAGUGCUAGAAUAUUUUAUCCUGAAAGGCUACUUAUUUAACUGUCUGCCUGCCACUUCAGAAGAAAAAGCUAUUUUUGCACUUUCCAGGUUGUGGUGUUACUUUCUCUUCCAACAUGACUAAGGUUAAUUGCUUUAAAUAUUUCCUUGCCUUGAUAGUAAAAAUGGGAUUGUAACAUUUCUGGUAAAAGAACGCAGUAAUGAAGUGCACCAGAUUUGAACCUGAGCAGAUAACAUUACAGAUAGUCUCUGUGCUAAGUGGAUCAGUUUUACCUUAGCGUUCAUAUGACAAAAAUUAACACUUUUUCUCUAAAAGUCAAGAUUUCUUACUCAGAAGCUUGCUAAUGUUGAUGUAUGAAUACAGCACCUAGGGAUAAACUCCCUCAGAACAGGCUGAGAGGUAAUACAAACUAAGACACUGAUUUGUUAUGAAAAGUUUGUUAUAUAACAUAUAUGAAGUGCUUUAGUAUCUACACACCUGUUGCAAUGCUAGCUUACAAGACUUGAAAGUCUUCAACUGUAACCAAGUAACUGCAUUUUAUGUUACAGGUUAUUUUUGUAUUUUUUUGUGUAAAAUAUUUGUAACUUAAAUUUUUGACUUCUCAUUGUUUAAGGAUAUCCAUGUAGAUAUGUAGAUAUAUUUACACUGUAAAAGCAUUAGAGGAAAGUAUGUGUGCCUUUUUAAAACACAGUCUAAAGCUGUACUUGUCAAUGUUAACUUCAGUAAGGUGAUCCUAAAAGCUUAAAAGCCUUAAACCUAUGUUUUGUUGAGUGUCUGAGAUCCAAGUUACCCAGUAAACUAUAAUUCAGUCUGUUGACCUAAUGAAAUUGAGCAAAGUUUACAGUUUGUAUUGUAUAUAUUAAUAUUCUUGCUUUGCUGUCCAAAUACACUGUGAAUGUGCUGGAGCUAUUCAGAUGUCAAACUUGUUGCUUUUUUUUUU